Suillus discolor is the source of this 1061-nucleotide messenger RNA. RefSeq lists its product as uncharacterized. The record is from RefSeq and is a predicted model, not a curated record. The transcript has 2 exons. The coding region runs from base 429 to 839 and encodes 136 amino acids. NCBI's taxonomy places the organism in Eukaryota, Fungi, Basidiomycota, Agaricomycetes, Boletales, Suillaceae.
GCAGCGGGUGGGCAGCAUACGUCUAAUCACAGGACCGACGAGGGCAUCCAGAUGUACAACAGUGCUGCGAUCGAGGUCAGUUACCUAUCACUCCUAAACAUAUAAUCAAACUCAUACUGUUUUGUCUUAGCCUGAAGAUGAGGCAGCCACAGACGCAGCCCUUACGCGCCUGUUCGCAGAGAUCCUCGCGUCGCCGCCGACUGGCACUUGCGCUCUUCCAGGCACUUGCCCUUCGGCAGAAGACGCGAACAACACGCAGGUGCUGAGUGAGCCCACUUCGAUGGAGGAGGCCGGCCUAGGGCUGGUUACGAGUGGGAUUAACACAGCUAACUGGGCGGAACAAGUCAGUGUAGAGAUGGGAAUAGAAAGACUGCUAGAGAUGCUGCCGAGUACGCAGGACAUCGCUAUGGACUCGAACACUACCUUCGAUGUUGACGCCGACUUCUCGGAUGCGCUGGUGUGGGACGAGAUUAGCGUCUACUGAUCUGAUGAACCUCUCUAGACUACCCUUCAUCAAGCACUCGAUCAACAUCAUCGGUUUCCGCGACAUAUCUAUCAUUGUUAUUCUGUCUAUGUUCUAUCUAUCUCCUACUCUACCUUGCUUUAUUUUGGCUCCUCCUGGUCUCCUCGCCUUCGUCUUUUUUUUUGUAUUUGGCAUCACUCGCUUUUGUCACGCACCCACACUUACCUACGCCUACACCUACAUCCGGCUUAUUCGUUCCAACCCCUUUUCCCCUGUUCCGCCCCCUCUCUCCCACAAACUCCUUUUGUCUCUGGCACUUCUUCCUCGACGCUGUCUCCCACCAUACGUUCUACUUGUUUCUCGCCCUAGGGUUUGAUGAAAUCGAGUGAGCUUGUGUGUGGUGAGCGCUUGAGUGCGGUUGUGAACUGAGACUUGGGCUGCUUUGUGGAUAGGAUUGGGUCUCCAUCCUUCUCCGUAGGGUGUUAGGUUUUUACUCUUUGGUUGUAGUGUAUGUGGUCGCGAUGAAUGCAGAUCGAUGUUUAUUGUUCCUGUUGUGUGCAAAUUUUGACUGAACGUUGGCACGCCGGCUACCAGCCUU